AAUGCUUAAUACAUUUUGUUAUUACAACUUAUAAUUUUGUGUACAACGAAAUAUAAAAUUAUUGAUGUUUGCAUAUAGAAUAACGUGGCCGUGGAAAACAAGUGAAAACUGCGAAAAUAAUAAAGAUCAUAAAAUCGUUUCUUAUUAUAUUCAUUUGCCAAUAAUGGUAGUUGAUGUUCGCGGAAUGUACGAGACCGUUUUUUUCCGUACUUACUUAGUCUCCGGAUUACACCUCGAAAGGGAUUAAUCUCGCGAUUUAAACUGGAAGAGUAAAUUGAUUUGCUUGUGAACAGUUGCAAGAUUUGACAACGAAGAAUCAUGGGGGAUAUACCGAGAGUGGAGUUCGCACUUGGAAGUGAAGUGUCACUAGAACACUUCUUCAAAAGUAGCUUCGCGCGUUCUUUCGUGACCAAUUACCGUGACUCGAAAUCACUGGAUUACGAAUUUCUCGACAACAUCAUCGCCGAGGAAGUAGAGACGAACGGUAGUAAUAACAACAAUUUCUUCUCCCUCGUGAACUUUGAAAGCAAAAUAACGAACACCGUAGACAAUAAUAUUUUUAACAAGGACAAUGCAAACCUUUGGAAAACGAACGAGUUUGUUCAAUCCUCUGCUGACAUUAAUGAGUUGGAGAAGCUGAGAAAACAAUGCCAGUCGUUGAUCGAAGAAAAUCGAAGACUACAGAACGCCUUAACGACCAAUCAAAUACCUUAUGUACAAGUUAUAGACAGCGUUUUCCUCCAGACGCAGGUUGAAACAUUGCAAUGGCAACUAAAACAGAUAGAAGCAAACCGACAAAUGUACCGUUCACUGAUGGAGCAGGUGGUACGUUUCCUGGACCGAGCCCGCAAGAGCUUGGAUAUUCUUCACGAGAAGAGUAAUCUUAAGGACAAGAAUUCAAUGGGGCGAGUUCCACGUAGCCGUAGCGUUCACACUGUUCAUGCGGAUUCUUCGCCGAAUCGUGCUCUUUCAGCAUCCUCGUCUUCGAGUUCUUCUCGCUUUGCGAGGGCGAAAUCGGUCACACAGAUCUCACCAUGUACCACGAGUUAUCGCGAAUUCACCUGGUCGAUGCUUCGUAGAAACGAUCCAGCACACUGUACUCCUCCGCGUAAUAAAUCUCAGGAGCUCAAUAAAACUCACGACGGUGUUGUUUAUAGAAGGCCCAAACAGUCAGAGCUGGAUCCGAACGACAUACCGCCUGAGAAAUUAUCACAAGAAGCAUUUAGGUUAAUGAGAACUGUUCAGUCGUUGCUCGCAAUGAGAGAGCCUGAUCUGGUCAGAGUCUCGUCGAUAGAGAAUAAUGAUUCGUCUCCUUCGCCCAUAGAUCAUCAUCGUCAUAAUAACCACGCCAACGGAAUAGCACUCAAUCUGCAGAAUAAUAGCUUUGUAAAUUCUACGAGCAUACAAGAAACUGUUGGGUUCUGUCGCUCCAGCUGCGAUCGUGGAAACGAGUCGAGUAGUACCGAUAACGAUAGUAGAACUUGUUUCUUAAAAUCGCCAUCGAACGUCGUGGAAGUCGAUCGAAAUUUGCAGAACCUUCUUCCCGGUGUAAGAAGAUCCCUCGACGCCACAUCGCUCAACUCAGGAAGCAGCAAAACCACCGAAGAGGAAGAUACACUUUCAAAUAAUAAUUGCUUUAAUGUUUCCAUGCCAGAUCAUGAUGGCAUUUUCACAUGUACACCAACAUCUACGCCAAAUAAACGUGUUAGGAAAGUAGAAAAAAAGGAGAAGGAGAAAUCUUCGAAAUCAAAACCAGCUGCUAGUGUAAGCAGUGUUGAGGAUGAGAGUGGAUUUUCUUCUAUGAGUUCUUUUCAAGAAAUUGGUUUACCUAAUGGUCUGCCAAUCUCGCCCAUAAGAGGUUGCCACACGGAGGUGGGUUUGCCCGAGGUACCUUUGGAAAAAGCCAGACAUCGUAGAUGGUCUUCUACUCCAGCUGAAAUUCAAGCUCUUUUUAAUAAACAGCGUAACAGCUUCGCCACCUCCCAAACUACUACCGAGUCUUUGAGCGUCUGGGUUUGAAUGAUUUUACGAGCGAUAUACAUAAACUACUUUCUAAAUGAGAUAGCUCUGGUGAAUGUACUUGAUACAUUCAAAUAUGAACAGAUGACCGAACAUUGA
Eufriesea mexicana is the source of this 2118-nucleotide messenger RNA. RefSeq lists its product as uncharacterized. The record is from RefSeq and is a predicted model, not a curated record. NCBI's taxonomy places the organism in Eukaryota, Metazoa, Arthropoda, Insecta, Hymenoptera, Apidae. The transcript has 5 exons. Bases 319 to 2019 code for a protein of 566 amino acids.